Volvox carteri f. nagariensis is the source of this 1332-nucleotide messenger RNA. RefSeq lists its product as uncharacterized. The transcript is spliced from 3 exons. The record is from RefSeq and is a predicted model, not a curated record. Lineage: Eukaryota; Viridiplantae; Chlorophyta; Chlorophyceae; Chlamydomonadales; Volvocaceae. The annotation marks the transcript as partial.
CGUCUUCUGGUCAUUAUCCUGGAUUACCCCCAAUGUGGCUUCCCUGCCACUGUCACCGAGGAUGAUAUCCGCACAAUCUUCCUCGGUCCAAACCGCGACGGCAACGGGGGUGUGGCACAAAAAUUCAGACAGUGCUCCUACAACAAGUUUGGACUCAAUGUCACUGCGUUGAGGGUUGUCCGUGUGACUGAUAAUUGCACCACACCGAUGUCAAGUAUUUGUGCCUACUGGGCAAUGCAGGAAAAAGCAGACCUAGCUGUCAAGCCCAUCAUCGGCCUUGAGGCGUUCGUAUCAUUUACCCACUACGCCUACGUGCUCCCACCGGCCUUGCGGGGAAAUUGCGCUUGGGAAGGGUUGGCCAUCAUACCCAUCGGCCAUGUGAUGUUUUUGCAAACUUCCGUCUACGGUCUGUAUAGAUGGGGAACCAUCAUGCAGGAGGCCCUCCACGACUACGGGCUGUUUCAUUCAUGGCGUAACAACAUGGAGUACGAGGACUACUCAACUGCCAUGGGCCAUGGCAAUGCCUGCCCCAGCGCUGCAGAGAUAUCUCGCAUGGGCUGGGCCACCCCUGCGACCGCGGGCGACCAGCUUGACAAGGAUGAGCUGUCUCCAGCAGGAUCGCCCCGGACCUUUUACCUGCCAGCCACUUCCCUCACCGGCAACUACAGCUUCUUGCGUGUGCUGCCAAACUGGCUAAAUGACACAUACAACAGUCCAAACGGUAAAAACCUGUAUAUUGCCUUUCGCGUUGCAAAGAAUGGUGACGAGGCUCUGGAAGCUGAGUUUGCAUCCAAGAUAAACGUGCAUGAAGUCAACGCUACAAUGGACAAUGGCUACCCAAAAGAUAUGUACAAGUUCACGGACCGCAAAAUUCAGUUCAUUGGAGCGACAGAGUCCAUGUCCCAGAUGGUAUUAGAUGCUUAUAAGUUGAUUGUAUACGGUGGAGCCACUAUUAAUACGGACACCAUGAGGGUGCAUCUCUGCCGCUAUGUGACCUCACCGGUGGAGUGUCCCGCCCUCAGAAUGCUGGAAGACAUCGGCGUGAAAAUAAGCCCACCAUUCAUCACACCGCCACCAAGCCAACGUCCCCUGAGCCCGUCACCACCAAGCCCACUGCCGCCAAGCCCAAUACCCACGAGCCCACCGCCGCCACCAAGCCCACCGCCGCCACCAAGCUUUCGACCCCCCCGUUCAUCGCCACCAAGCCCACGACCCCCCCGUCCACAGCCUGGUGAGCUUACUAGCACCCCCAACCAUGUAACACACACACAUACAUACAUACACGUACAUACAUACAUACAUACAUCCAGGCAGGCGGCUGGCAGAGGUUAA